GUUAUUCAAUCUGACUUAUGCUAUAUACCUUAUGAUCAAAUUGGAAACAAAAUUUAUAAAUUUGCACUUAAUUGUGUAGAUAUUGCUACUCAUACAAAAUGGACCUAUCCUUUAACUAACUGUGAUUCUGCUAGUGUUGCUAUAGGCUUUGAAAAACUUUUUAACUCCCAAAAAUAUCCGCUUACUUGGCCUAAAAAAGAUCUUAUGGUAGACGGGGGUGUUAAAUUUCGGGGUGAUAUUAUUAGAUUAAUAAAUAAAUAUGAUAUCAAUAUUCUAAUAGCUAAUUCUAAAGAAAGUAUAGGUAUUGUUGAAAAGUUUAAUAAGAUAUUACAAGAAUAG
This is a messenger RNA of Funneliformis geosporum, 339 nucleotides long. The record is from the annotation of a GenBank genome assembly. NCBI's taxonomy places the organism in Eukaryota, Fungi, Glomeromycota, Glomeromycetes, Glomerales, Glomeraceae.